Molecule: messenger RNA, 3324 nt
Organism: Stylophora pistillata
Lineage: Eukaryota; Metazoa; Cnidaria; Anthozoa; Scleractinia; Pocilloporidae
Product: BTB/POZ domain-containing protein KCTD5
Biological process (GO): proteasome-mediated ubiquitin-dependent protein catabolic process; protein homooligomerization
Cellular component (GO): Cul3-RING ubiquitin ligase complex; cytoplasm
Molecular function (GO): cullin family protein binding
Source: RefSeq, a predicted model, not a curated record
CCCUCGUCAGCGGAGUUUUCUUUUUCAAAACGCUUUUUCUGUGCUGGGAAUUUACAGAUUUAGAUCAAGGAAGCCAGGUGAAUGUGCCCAAGUUAACUGAAACUAAAUUUAGAAAGCUAUUUUUAGCACAGCCGCCGACCAAUCGAUACGAUUUACCGAAUUAUUAUCUUUCGGCGAAUUCAUCUUCAUAACAUGAUGAGUACAAGAUGGCUACUCCAAGUAACAACUGGGUGAAGUUAAAUGUCGGUGGAACGUACUUCUUAACGACAAAACAAACGCUUUGUAGACAUCCUAACUCCUUUUUACACAGGCUUUGUGCAGAAGAUCCUGAUUUACCCUCGGACAAGGACGACAGCGGUGCUUAUAUGAUAGAUCGAGAUCCUCGCUAUUUUGGACCUGUUUUAAACUAUCUGCGACAUGGCAAACUUAUAAUCGAUAAAGACCUCCUAGAAGAAGGUGUAUUAGAAGAAGCAGAAUUUUAUAAUAUUGACCCUCUUGUUAAGAUAAUUAAAGACAGGAUACAGUCAAGAGAGGCACGGCAAAAGCUUCCACUUCAAUCAAAGAAACAUGUAUACAGAGUACUGCAGUGCCAUGAGGAUGAACUCACUCAGAUGGUAUCCACGAUGUCAGAUGGUUGGAGAUUUGAACAGCUAAUAAGUGUUGGCAGUAAUUACAACUAUGGUAGUGAAGAUCAAGCAGAAUUUUUAUGUGUUGUGUCAAGAGAUGUGUCUGAUUCACAAGAACAAGGGGCAGCUGGAACUGAACAAAGUGAUAAGGCUAAGACUUUACGACUGCAAGGAUUAAGAAUGUAGCAUCGAGUAGAGUAGGGUAGUUUACUUACCCCCCCCCCUCCCAUAAGUAUAAUUAUUGCUCUCACCUUACCAACAGUUACCUAAUCAAGGAGACAGUGGGUUGUGGUGUGAGUAAACAGAAACCAUAAAUUAUAUAUUAUUUGGUGGGGUGGGAGGGGAAAUAGGAAAAUUUAAUAGCAUUAUUCAUUGUCUGUGCUUGUGACUAAUAGAAUUUUAAAGUAAUUCUGAGACUUGUUUCUUUUACAGAAAAUAGGACUAUUUCUUAAAAUUGUAAUAUUGCUUUUUGUUUCUGAAUGCAAAAGAAAUGGUGUUUAGAUAAUCCUAUAAAAUUUCACUAGUUCUUGUGAAGUGCAAAACACAUGAGAAUUUUUGGGAGACAUUUGAAUUUACAGAGUAAGUAUUCUACCAAGGUGUUGGUAGUUUAAAAUCCUCCUUGUGGAGGCUUAUGAGAUUGUUUUUGGCCUGUGGUUGGUGAGGGUUUGGUUUCAUCCCAUCCUCUCAUCCUUUCUCAUCUCUCUCCUUCCCAGUCUUUCACCAUUCUUGUUUCCUUAUUUGGUUUUAUGUCCCUUUAUUCUUAAGAUAUCUUUAUCAAUUCUCCUCAAUGUCUGCUGUGCAUUUUUACAAGUUAUAGGCUCUACGAAUUUAGCUUUGAAUCAAGAAAUAUUCUUUGAUCACAAUUUCUUUCUUCUCAUUGUGUUCCUUCUUUAAGAACAUAUUUAGGUAAGGAGAAAUUUCAUGCUGAUCGCUUCUGAAAGUGAAAAGGUUACUUACCCUACUAUUUAAUCCUUGAACUCCCAAGAUUUGAUAUUUAAUUUUCCUCUCAUGCUGCGGCACAUUUCUUUUAAAACUAAUUAAAAUACUAUGGUGUUAGAUGAUGAUAACAACUACAUGAUAAGUUGAUAAGCGUUUAGUAUUCUCAUUACCUGUUUGCUGAAUAAUUUUUCAUAUUAUAAGGAGAAGUUACAUGUUAAUCAUUUCUGGGAGUUAAAGGGUUAAUAUUGUAUUUUGGGGUUUCGUUUCCUUUGCUAAUUGCUUUAAGUGACCCUCAAUAUUAUCAAAUGGGAUUAUUUCUAUGCUCUCAGAAAGUUUACUUGAAAUUUGAUACUUGCAUUUUGUCAACUGUCAGCCAAUGAAACUUCAAAAUUAACAGUCCUUGGUAGGCAAUGUUUAGUGUCUCUCCAGCAAUUGACAUGGCAUUGUUGCAAUCAAGGUUUGAAUUCUCCCUGUUGUUUUAUCUUAUUCCAUGGGAACUACACCCCAGACACAAUUGUUGGGACACCAACUGCCUUCUCUGCCACCCUUAAUGUUGUUCUGAAAGAUGGCAGACAAACGUUGGCAGGAAACCGCAUAGAAGCACUGGCAGUCAAUGGCAGAGAAACAUUGGCAGUUGAUGACAGAAACAUUGACAGUAAAUGGCAUGGGAAGAUUGGCAGUUUAUGCUAGAGAAACAUUAAUUGGCAGCUAAUGGCGUAGAAAGACUGGCAGCCAAUGACAUAGAAACAUUGGCAGGUAUCGGCAUAGAAAUAUUGGCAGUCAGUGGCAGAGAAACAUUGGCAGUAAAUGGCAUGGAACAUUGGCAGUUUAUGCUAGAGAAACAUUGGCAGCCAAUGGCAUAGAAAGACUGGCAGUCAAUGGCAUAGAAACAUUGAUAGUCAAUAGCAUAGAAACAUUGGCAGGUAAUGGCAUAGAAACAUUGGCAGUCAGUGGCAGAGAAACAUUGGCAGCUAAUGCUUAGAAACAUUGGCAGUAAAUGGCAGAGAAACACUUGCUUCCAAUAGCAUAGAAACGUUGGUAGUCAAUUGCAGGUAAUGGUGUGGAUACAGUGGCAGUUCAUGCUCAGAAACAUUGAUAGCUAAUGACAUAGAAACACUGGCAGUUUAUAGCAUUGAAACAUUAGCAGUUAAUAGUUAAUGGCAUAGAAACAUUGGCAGCAAAUGACACAGGGACAUAGGUAGUUUCUAGCACAGAAACAUUGGCAGUUCAUGCAAUAGAACUUUGGCAUUUAAUGGCAUAGAAACAUUGGUAGUUAACAACGAUAGAAGAGGGAGAGGGGUGAAAGAACAUCACAGAGGUUGUUCAAGAGUCCCAACUAAUUGUGUCUAGGUGUGAAGGUUGUCUGUCAAGGAAGCAAUCACCGGGAAAUUUUAUUUCAUUGGCUGAAAUGCAGUUAACAUAAAAGUUUUGUUGUUUUUUUCAAAGACUUUUAAGAGUUUUAUUUCUUAUGAUUGCCAUAAAUAAUGAAUGUGAAUUUGUUAUUUGCCUUGGUUCUCUGUCUCAGUGUUCAGAACACUUGCUUAACUACAAAUGAUUAAUAGAUAGAUUAAUUGAUUAGAGUUGAUAGAUGACAGAUGAAAUGGAUUUACGUUCAUACAAGCCAGCAAUUCUGAAAUGAAAAUAUUGAACCAGCAUAAUAGUGAUCGUUUUGUAUAUUUGUAUAUUUCCUUUGUAAAGCUGUAUAAAUUGCCCUUGUAAUUGAUUGGCAAUAAAUAUGAUUUUAGCUGCAACUGAAAAA